ACGGACACAUACAACUUUCCAGCCUUUCUAGCCGCUACUCUAGUGACUCUAGUGACUAUAAGUACGCGAGCAAACCGUACCGACUUCUUGUUUCAGUCUUACCAUUAUAGAGACCACGAACUGCGUGAGACCGCUCUCGCACACCAAAUUGCUCUCUAUUGAAAGUGCCUAAAGUCACCGCCCCCAGGGGACAUCUUUCAGUUCCGAAAAUCGAAAAGAAAAUUUUCUUACGAAGAAAACAGUCUUAUUAACUAACUUCCCGACUCAAUCCCAUUUAGUGUGAGAUACUUUUAGUCUUGUGGUCAGUUGCAAGCUGGUUCAGUCUUUCGCAACUUGGGUAGCUAAUAAGAAGUCCCUGGACAAGACGGUUAUCAAUAGUGUAAUCCUAUAUUCGUAACGAAGGGAGCUGUGUGUGAAUUAAAGUUAAUUGAGUUCUACAAGGACUGGAAGUGGAGUGGAAAUUUUCAAUCGGGACCGGUUGAGCGUUAUCAAGUUUAUAAGGAAAGAAGUGCCUUGCAGCCUUGAUUUAUAAGUGUGCUUUCCGAGUAUUUUCAUUGCGAGUGUUACUUUUAAAUUAGUGCAUCAAAAUGAGCCACGCACAUGACUGGGGAUACACUCAAGCUAAUGGACCCGAUAUGUGGUUGAAAAUGUACCCACAAGCUUCUGGGCAUCGCCAAUCACCGGUAGAUAUCAACACAUCUAAUACGAAGCGUGGACGUGAUUUACAAACUAAACCAUUGACAUGGAAGUACAUCCCAGAAAACACUAAGAGUUUAGUUAAUCCAGGAUACUGCUGGCGUGUCGAUGUCGAUGGUACUGGAUCCGAACUUACUGGGGGACCACUAGGAGACAAUAUUUACAAAUUAGAACAAUUCCAUUGCCAUUGGGGAAGCUCAAAUGGUAAAGGAUCUGAACAUACGGUCGACGGAGCGGCAUAUUCAGGAGAAUUACAUUUAGUGCACUGGAACACAACAAAAUAUCCAAGCUUCGGUGAAGCAGCUGCCCAUCCCGAUGGAUUGGCUGUACUGGGAGUUUUCUUGGAAGCUGGUAAAUAUCAUCAGGAAUUAGAUAAAGUCGCUAAGCUCAUGCCUUUCAUCAAGCACAGGGGCGAUAGGGUCACCCUUCCUGAACCCUGCGAUCCAGCUCAACUUCUCCCAACCGAAACGGCCUACUGGACCUACGAGGGAUCUCUCACUACACCACCAUGUUCGGAAUCUGUGAUUUGGAUUGUCUUCAAGAAGCCAAUCGAGGUAUCGCCUGAACAAUUGGAACUAUUCCGUGACCUCAACACCUAUGAUGUUAAAGAGCAGUGUCCAUGCGAUGAAAUGAAUGGCAAAGUCAUCAAUAACUAUCGUCCACCAUUGCCUUUGGGUAAUCGUGAAUUGCGUGAAGUCGGUGGUCAUUAACACUUCUCUAUGCACCUAAUCAGUAUGCCAGUUGCAAAUGACCAAAAUUGAAAUACUUUUUCGUUUCUUAAUGUUUUGUAUUGUCAUUAUGCCAGCGUGGGCCUUAUUGUCUAUCGUUUUGUGUAGGCAUUAGGAAUAAUGAUUGAUAAUAACGUAGGCGUAGAUAUCAUAUAUGUAUCUAAUAAUGUAUUUUUGUAGACCACAUGUGCAUAGAUUUUUACAAUUUACAUUUUUAUUUAUCAUAAAGACAGUGUCAUAUUAGCUGCAUUCAAUUGUAUUUAUAAUGGAAUGUAAUAGUUGUACCGUAAGCACAUUUAAAACCUCAUGGAUAUCAGAGUUUUGGAGGGAUUACCUUUCAGCUUUUGAAACUACAAACAUAUUAAGCAUCAAACCAUAUUAUAGCCACCCUAUAUAUUGUGCUCAGUGUCAACGUAAAAUGAAUGUUUUUUCAUUGAAUGAUUGAAUAUUAGCUAAAGGAAACCCGCAUCUGUAUCUUUUUAGUGUAAUCUUGUCCGAUUCUAAUCACACGCAUAUUUUCUUGCAAGUCAGAAAGGAUAAGAUGAGAUCAGUAACAUAAUUUAAUUAUGUCGAUUUUGUGUGCGAAAAUAAAAAUGUAUUGCAUAUUAAUGUAUUCACAUAUGAUUUUGUUGAUAGCUCAUGAGUGAUAAAAUAAAGUAUUCGUUGUUUGAAAAAAGA
Molecule: messenger RNA, 2102 nt
Organism: Hermetia illucens (black soldier fly)
Lineage: Eukaryota; Metazoa; Arthropoda; Insecta; Diptera; Stratiomyidae
Gene: CAH1
Product: carbonic anhydrase
Exons: 5
Coding region: 588-1406 (272 amino acids)
Cellular component (GO): cytoplasm
Molecular function (GO): zinc ion binding; carbonate dehydratase activity
Source: RefSeq, a predicted model, not a curated record